Dendrobium catenatum is the source of this 1365-nucleotide messenger RNA. RefSeq names its product protein DETOXIFICATION 16-like. Bases 1 to 1365 code for a protein of 454 amino acids. Gene Ontology annotation, cellular component: membrane. The record is from RefSeq and is a predicted model, not a curated record. Gene Ontology annotation, biological process: xenobiotic detoxification by transmembrane export across the plasma membrane. Lineage: Eukaryota; Viridiplantae; Streptophyta; Magnoliopsida; Asparagales; Orchidaceae. Gene Ontology annotation, molecular function: antiporter activity; xenobiotic transmembrane transporter activity. The transcript is spliced from 8 exons.
AUGGAGGAAACAGAUGUUAUCAUAGAGGAAGUGAAGAAGCAAAUGCGGCUUGCCGGGCCACUGAUCACCGCCAACUUCCUUAUGUUUCUUCUCCAAGUCAUUUCCGUAAUGGCCGUCGGCCGCCUUGGGGAGCUUGCUCUCUCCGGCGCCGCCAUGGCCAUCUCCUUCGCUGCGGUCACUGGCUUCAGCAUGCUCAUUGGAAUGGGAUGCACAUUGGAAGCCUUAUGCGGCCAGGCUUUUGGAGCAAAACAACACAAUAUGCUUGGCGUUCAUUUGCAGAAAGCCAUGCUUGUUCUCACAAUUUCGUGCAUUCCCGUUGGUUUCUUGUGGUUCUUCACAGAAAAAAUUCUGAUUUUUUUUCAUCAAGAUCCAGAAAUAUCGAAGAAAGCCGGGCUAUAUGCUCGAUGGAUGGUUCCCUCUCUAUUUGCAUAUGGAUUGGCUCAGUGCCAGAUCAGAUUUUUACAAGCACAGAACAUUGUCAUACCAUUGAUGCUGAGCUCAGGAGUUAGUGUUUUGCUCCAUGCCUUGACAAGCUGGACUUUAGUCUAUAAAACAAGUCUUGGCUAUGUAGGUGCAGCUUUAUCUAUUUCGAUCUCUUAUUGGUUCGCUGUAGUUUUGUUGGCAUUAUUCAUCAAGUUUUCUCCGGCAUGCAAAAGUACAUGGACUGGGUUUUCAAAGGAUGCUCUUAAAGGCACCACUAGCUUCGUAAAGCUUGCUAUUCCAUCAGCUGUUAUGAUUUGUUUGGAGUAUUGGUCAUUUGAGGCCGUCGUGAUUCUUUCUGGUCUCCUCGCAAAUCCAAAGGUAGAAACAUCAGCAAUGUCAAUAUGUCUCAACAUUUGCUCCAUGUUGUAUAUGAUCACAUUUGGCCUUGGAGCAGCAAUAAGUACUCGCGUAUCAAACGAAUUAGGAGCUGUGAAUCCUGGCGCUGCAAAAUUAGCUAUUUUCAUUACACUUUUCAUUGCAACUGCUGAAGGUUUGCUUGUAGCAACGACAACAACUUUGUUGAGAAAUAUUUUGGGUCACGCUUUCAGCAAAGAAAAGGAGGUCAUCGACCAUGUGGCUUCUUUGAUGCCAUUUAUCGCAACAGUUCACUUCAUAGAUGCAUAUCAGUGUGUUCUUAAUGGCAUAGUUCGAGGAUGUGGCUGGCAGAAGAAAUGUGUCAUUAUUAAUCUUGGAUCAUAUUAUGUUGUUGGUCUGCCCAUGGCCACAUUAUUGGCCUUCAGACUUGACAUGGGAGGGAAGGGACUUUGGAUAGGAAUAAUUUGUUCUCUCACCGCACAAGUUUUAUUUCUAUCCAUAUUAUGCAUAUGCAAUAACUGGGAGACAGAGGCUUUAUUUUACAUAUCUUUUCUCAUGCUCAACUAG